AGCUCUCACAGGUGUGGUUCUGCAGGGGAACAAGAGGGGAACAUCUAUUUCAGCCAUGCAGGAGGGACAAGACACACCUCUGGGGACGCUGCAACCACAGACGCGAUGCCUGCAAUGUGGGGACACGCUGGAGUGGUCAGAGGAACAUGGUGUCCUGCUGGGCUGUUCCUGCUGCUCUACAGUAGAUGAGACUCUAGAGAAUGUAGCCAGAAGACUCGGCAGCAGAAUGAAGAAAGAGAAGAGCCACUGGGCAGCUGGCAGAGUUGGUGACAUUGACUUUCUCGGUCCGACUAAAACGAGAGGAAAGUUUGUGAGGGUGCGCAGCAACACAGACCCAGUGCUGAUCUACCAGAUGCUGACAGAAGAGUGGGGUCUUGCUCCUCCACACCUGGUGGUUGCAGUAGUGGGAGGCGAUGAGGUGGCUCAGAUGAGGCCCUGGCUUAGGGACACACUGAGAAAGGGACUUGUGAAGGCUGCACAAAGCACAGGGGCAUGGAUUUUGACUAAUGGCCUUCGCUUUGGCAUCACCAAGCACUUAGGCCAGGCGGUACGAGAUCACUCCUUGGCCAGCACCUCUUCUAAAGUUCGUGUUGUGGCCAUUGGCAUUGCUCCCUGGAACAUGAUCCACAACCGAGAGGCACUACUCACAGCCAAGGUUGAUGAACCCGCAGCAUACAAGCCUCAAGACCUGCCCCAUGGAUCAGUGUAUUCCCUGGACAGUCACCACUCUCACUUUGUUCUGGUUGAGGAAGAUCCCAACAGACCUGGAGCCACCAGUGAAAUGAGGGUGAAGCUGCUCAAGCAUAUCUCUCUUCAGCGCACAGGUUACGGAGGUGCAGGAAGUUUUGAGAUCCCUGUUCUGUGUCUCUUGGUCCACGGAGAACCCAGGAUCCUAAAAAGAAUGUAUAAAGGCAUUGGCAAUUCGACACCAUGGCUGAUCCUGGCAGGCUCUGGAGGUGUGGCUGACAUCCUUGUCACACUGAUGAAUAGGGGCUGCUGGGAUACGGACAGUGUUCAUGAGCUGCUGCUGGACACCUUUCCAAAUGCCCACCACAGCACAGACAUCAGUAACUGGGUCAAGCUGAUUCAGAAGAUACUUGAUCACGAGCAUCUCCUCACUGUCCAUGACCCGGAACAAGAAAGCUCUGAGCUGGAUACAGUCAUUCUCAAAGCUCUAGUCAAAGCUUGCAAGAGCCAAAGUCAAGAAGCCCAAGACUUUCUGGAUGAGCUGAAGCUGGCAGUGGCCUGGAACAGAGUGGACAUUGCAAAGAGUGACAUUUUUAAUGGAGAUGUGGAGUGGAAGGCUUGUGAUCUUGAAGAGGUGAUGAUGGAUGCACUGAUCAAUGACAAGCCAGACUUUGUGCGCCUUUUCGUGGACAAUGGCGUGAACCUGGGAGAGUUCCUUACCUAUGGCCGUCUUCAGGAGCUUUACUGGUCUGUCUCAGAGAAAAGCCUCCUUCACAACCUGCUCCUCAAAAAGUACGAGGAGAAGCAGCUUCUGCUCGGAGCUGCCAGGACACAUGGUCCACCCGGGCACCAUCCUUCCGAGCAAGGAGACCGAAAACCCCGCUUCACCCUCUAUGAGGUCGCCAAAGUGCUGAAAGACUUUCUCCACGACUCUUGUAAAGGCUUUUACCAGAAGACUCCCACGGAGAAGCCAGCAAAGGGUCGACUGUUCCACACCCAGAAGAAUCUGGCUGAGUUAGAGGAGCGCUGCGAGCAUCCUUGGCGAGAUCUCUUCCUCUGGGCGGCCCUUCAGAACCGGCAGCAGAUGGCUAACUACUUUUGGGCCAUGGGCCCUGAGGCGGUUGCGGCAGCCCUGGCGGGUUGUAAGAUUCUGAAAGAGAUGGCACGACUGGAAUCCGAGGCUGAGUCCGCACGUAGCAUGAAGGAGGCCAAGUAUGAGCAGUUUGCCCUUGAUGUCUUUGGAGAGUGUUACUCCAACAGUGAAGACAGGGCUUAUGCUUUGUUAGUGAGGAGAACACACUGCUGGAGCAAAUCUACAGUCCUUAACUUGGCAACUGAGGCAGAUGCCAAAUCCUUCUUUGCCCACGACGGAGUUCAGGCUCUGCUCACAAAGAUUUGGUGGGGGUCUAUGAAAACAGACACAGCCAUCUCCAAACUCGUGGCGUCUUUCUUCUGUGCACCGCUCAUAUGGACCAACCUCAUAAAGUUCAGUGAUGAAGAACUUGACAAUCGUAAUGCUGGCAAGCAGUUUGUGGAGCUGGACAGUCUGGACACAGAAAAGGCUUUACUUCUAAGCGAUGAUGAUGAUGACCCUCUGGACUCUUCACCUGGAGGUCAAGCAGAUCAGAGCUGCGCCUCUGUUUGGUGGCGUUUCUUACUGCGUCGCUGGCGUCGAUUUUGGAGCGCUCCUGUAACGGUGUUCCUCGGCAAUGUCAUCAUGUAUUUUGCUUUCCUCUGCCUCUUCACUUACGUGCUGCUGCUAGACUUCCGCCCGCCGCCGCCUCUUGGCCCUGGAGCGCCAGAGAUAAUGCUCUACUUCUGGGUCUUCACAAUGGUGCUGGAGGAACUUCGACAGAGCUUCUUCACUGAUGAAGAGAUGAGCAUCUUAAAGAAGUUUAAACUCUACGUGGAGGACAACUGGAACAAGUGUGACAUGGUUGCCAUCUCACUCUUUGUUGUUGGGGUCUCCUGCAGGAUGGUGAAUGACACCUACGAGGCGGGAAGGACGGUUCUGGCCAUUGAUUUCAUGGUGUUUACUCUGCGUCUCAUCCAUAUCUUUGCCAUUCACAAGCAGCUGGGACCCAAGAUCAUCAUUGUGGAAAGAAUGAUGAAGGAUGUCUUCUUCUUCCUGUUUUUCUUGUGUGUCUGGCUCAUUGCAUACGGAGUUGCCACCCAGGCUCUCCUCCACCCCAAUGACCAAAGGAUUGACUGGGUGUUUCGCAGAGCGCUGUAUCGUCCCUACCUGCACAUUUUUGGCCAGAUCCCUUUGGAGGAGAUAGACACUGCUCGCAUGCCUGAAAUGAACUGCACCGAUGACUCAGACGAGAUUAUCGAGGGCCUGCGGCCACCAUGUCCCAACGUCUAUGCCAACUGGCUGGUCAUCCUGCUGCUGGUUAUCUACCUCCUCGUCACCAAUGUCCUGCUGAUGAACCUCCUCAUUGCCAUGUUCAGCUACACAUUCCAGGUAGUGCAAGGCAACACAGACAUCUUCUGGAAGUUCCAAAGAUAUAACCUGAUCGUGGAAUACCACAGCCGUCCAGCACUGGCCCCACCCUUCAUCAUCAUCAGCCACCUCUCUCAGCUCUUCCUCAGCCUAAUUAAGCAGCCUGAGUCCAAGCAGGAACGUCUUGAGAGGGAGUUGCCGGCGGGGCUGGACCAGAGGCUGAUAACAUGGGAGACUGUGCAGAAAGAGAAUUACCUGGCCAAAGUAGAGCGUCAGCACUGGGAAAGCAGUGAGGAGAGACUCAAGAGCACCUCCUCAAAGGUUCAAAGCUUGCUGAAGACUGUCGGUGGAUUUAAGGACCAAGAGAGACGACUGGCAUCCAUGGAAAGUCAGGUCAGAUAUUGCGGAGAAGUGCUGUCCUGGAUGGCUGAGUGCUUUGCUCAGAGCACACUCAAAUGUGGGAAGGACGCGCCGAGAGUUCCGACGUCUCUUGCAGGCGACAAGACAGAUGGCGCCGCUGCAGAUGCAUCUCAAAGUCAAACAGCGAAUGAAGCGAAGCAAGAAGAAAAAACAAAACCGGGACAUCCAGGAUAUGGGGCCAACAAAAAGUUUCCUUACAUUGAUGAAUAAAAGUGAUA
This is a messenger RNA of Pundamilia nyererei, 3768 nucleotides long. It is a transcript of the gene trpm5, whose product is annotated as transient receptor potential cation channel, subfamily M, member 5. NCBI's taxonomy places the organism in Eukaryota, Metazoa, Chordata, Actinopteri, Cichliformes, Cichlidae. Gene Ontology annotation, cellular component: plasma membrane. Bases 56 to 3760 code for a protein of 1234 amino acids. Gene Ontology annotation, molecular function: ligand-gated calcium channel activity; calcium-activated cation channel activity. The transcript has 26 exons. Gene Ontology annotation, biological process: calcium ion transmembrane transport. The record is from RefSeq and is a predicted model, not a curated record.